AUGGACGGCUACAUCUCGCGCACCGCCCGGCCCAGUCUUAGCAAGACUACACCAAAGAGCAAGGAAGUCGCCCCCGCCCAACCACCUAAGCCCACCAAGACUCAGCGGAAACGUCGACGAGAAGACGACGACGACACGGAUGCGGCGCGGCCCCCCGCACAGGACAUCAGGCUUACGAGAAGUGCCAAAAAGCGACUAGAUGCAGGGUCAACCAGUCGACACGCAGAUGAAGAUGAUGCACACAGCCUGCACGAGUCCUAUAUAGCAGGAGCAACAGACGAUGAUACAGGCAGUGUUUUUGAGUCAGAGAACUGCAGCAAUCCCGAGGGCGACGAAGAGGACAUGUUUCUGAGUUCAGACGACAACGAGGAUGAGGCCAGCCAACCUGAGGACGAGGCCGACCAGCCCGACGAAGACAACGAGGACGAUGCCGAACAGUCUGACGAGGCCAGCCAGUCUGACGAUGCCGAUAUCCACCAUGCGGACGAUGAUGACAUGAAGGAGACACAGUACUCCCUCGAGAUACCGCUACGCGACCAAGAUCUCUUUAAUGUUGAUGUUACCGCCGCCGAGGUUACAUCCAUGGUGGAAAAAGUCUUACCUGCGCUGUCAUCAAGAAAUAUGAAGCAAUUCUACAGAACUAUCGCAGGCCAUCUUGAGAAGUCCCCUUCAUUUAGCAUCCCGGCGCGCUCUCGACACCCCACUACCUGGUCGUUAGUCAACCCUGACUUUGAUUUACUAUGGAAACACUCAGUCGACGGCGAGCGGGCUCUAGACCUCGGCGGCCCAAGUCUGUUACCAAGAUGGCUUAACAUGUCAGAAGACGGUCUUGUAAAGCCAAUUGGCUCGUUCACCAACACCCUACUACUGAUAUCCAGCUACCCGACAGCAUUAGAGGAAGGCAGCGUACACAACCGCUAUAGUACCGUAGAUGAUAUGAGUAAUGUUUGUAUGUGGAUGCUGUACACCAAGUUUGGGUACCACGUGGCGGACCUACGAUCACACGGUGUAAUGCACAUAGACAUUAUGGCUCGACGCCUCGACGCCUCGACCGGAAUCUGA
Messenger RNA from Alternaria conjuncta, 1062 nucleotides. RefSeq lists its product as uncharacterized. The coding region runs from base 1 to 1062 and encodes 353 amino acids. Lineage: Eukaryota; Fungi; Ascomycota; Dothideomycetes; Pleosporales; Pleosporaceae. The transcript has a single exon. The record is from RefSeq and is a predicted model, not a curated record.